Ambispora leptoticha is the source of this 1049-nucleotide messenger RNA. The record is from the annotation of a GenBank genome assembly. NCBI's taxonomy places the organism in Eukaryota, Fungi, Glomeromycota, Glomeromycetes, Archaeosporales, Ambisporaceae.
AUUCAUUCACACCCAGAAACUGCAUUGACCGAACAUUUCGCACACAAAAUCCUCACCGAAUAUCUAGAGACAAAAGGUUUUCUAGUGACUCAACAUGCAUAUGGUUUAAAAACAGCAUUUCGCGCGGAAUUUGAAAACAAGCUGGACGAUGGCAGCGCAAAUGAUAAAGUACGGACUGUGUCGUUUAAUUCGGAAUAUGACGCGUUGCCUGGUAUUGGACAUGCAUGCGGGCAUAAUCUUAUCGCUAUUUCGGGUGUUGCUGCUGCAUACGGUGUCAAACAAGCAUUAAAAUUAUUGAAUAUUCCAGGAAAAGUGGUAUUGUACGGGACGCCUGCAGAAGAAACCGUCGUUGGAAAAAUCAUGUUAAUUGAAGCCGGCGCUUACGACGAUGUUGAUAUAUGCAUAAUGAUUCAUCCUUCCGACGAAGAUAAUGUCGGAGCGGCAUUUCUGGCGCUGGUUGAUGUUGACAUCGAAUAUUUUGGACAACCAUCUCAUGCUUCUGCGGCGCCUUGGAAUGGAAAAAACGCUCUCGAUGCCGCAAUUUUGGCAAUUCAUGGAAUCAUUACCGAAGGAGGUCAAGCUGUAAACGUUAUACCCGACCACACUGCACUGAAAUUCCGAAUCCGUUCACCAAAACGAGAACAGCUCGCCAAACUACGGCAAAAAAUUGAAGUUUGCUUCAUUGCUGCUGCCGCUUCUACGGGAUGUAAAUAUAAAAUUACGUGGGGUCAUGAGGUUAAUGAUGUUUUGACGAACCUCCACCUGGGAUAUAGAUUCGCAAAGCAUAUGAAUGACUAUGGUGUUAAAUUUCCGCAUGAUCCUUUGUCUUUUGCUGGAUCUACCGAUAUGGGAAACGUGAGUUAUAAAGUACCUGGCAUUCACUCACGAAUAAGCCUUGGCACAAAAAACAAAAUUCACACUCCAGAGUUCGAAAAAGACGCAAAAACAAUCGAAGCACACACACGAAUUAUACGUGCUUCAAAAUGUUUGGCAUUGACGGCAUUAGAUGUUAUCACAGACGAACAGUUUUAUAAGGAUGUGUAUGAUGA